Messenger RNA from Beta vulgaris subsp. vulgaris (sugar beet), 1357 nucleotides. RefSeq names its product syntaxin-22. Gene Ontology annotation, molecular function: SNAP receptor activity; SNARE binding. Gene Ontology annotation, biological process: intracellular protein transport; vesicle fusion; vesicle-mediated transport. NCBI's taxonomy places the organism in Eukaryota, Viridiplantae, Streptophyta, Magnoliopsida, Caryophyllales, Amaranthaceae. The record is from RefSeq and is a predicted model, not a curated record. Gene Ontology annotation, cellular component: endomembrane system; SNARE complex; membrane. The coding region runs from base 146 to 952 and encodes 268 amino acids. The transcript has 7 exons.
AUUUGGGUCCCCCCCUUCCUUUUGAAAACCAUACGCUCCACUUUCUCCUCUCUCACUUUCCAACCUCUCUCUCUCUCUCCUCUCACCAGCUGUCCCGCCGGCCAUUCACCGAUCACCUUUCUUUGUACCACAACCAGCAAAAAAAAUGAGCUUCCAAGAUAUCAGAAAUGGCGGAGGAAGACCUACUUCUUCCUCUCGUUCCAUGUCUCAAACUCCUUCUCAAUCAGUCGCCGCCGGUAUUUUCCAGAUCAACACCGCUGUCUCCGCCUUCCGCCGCCUCGUCGACGCCCUUGGCACCUCCAAAGACACCCCCUCUCACCGCCAAAAACUACAUGAUACAAGGCAGCGUGUAUUGCAAUUGGUGAAGGAUACUUCUGCCAAGCUCAAAUCCCUCAGUGAUUCCGACCACGCUUCUGAUGUUUCUCAAAGCAAAAAAAUUGAAGAUGCUAAGCUUGCUAGAGAUUUUCAAGCUACUUUACAAGAAUUCCAGAAGGUUCAACAGCUUGCCUCUGAGCGUGAAUCUACUUACAUGCCAUCUGGGGCUCCAACUUCUGCAGUAAUAGACUCAAUUGGCGAAGAAUCAAAGGAGGACCUUGAGAGCCAACCUUUCAUGAUGCAGCAAAAGAGGCAAGAAUUGGUACUUUUGGAUAAUGAAAUUGUCUUUAAUGAAGCCAUCAUCGAGGAGAGGGAACAGGGAAUUAAGGAGAUACAAAGCCAAAUUGGGCAAGUUAAUGAAAUCUUCAAGGACCUCGGUGUUCUUGUACACGAGCAGGGUGUAGUAAUUGAUGACAUUCAUUCUAAUAUUGAGGCUUCUGCUGCUGUGACAACCCAAGCCAAACAACAAAUAUCUAAGGCUUCUAAAAGUGAAAGAUCUGGUUCAAAAUGGUGUUGGUGGUUGCUGGCCUUGUUUGUAAUGGCAAUUAUCAUCUUCGUGCUUAUCUUAAUCCUAUAAUCCUCCAAAUGAAGGUAUGAAAAUGGGAUUGCCGGUAUUUUGGAGAGGUUGAUAAUUCUUUCCUCCUUGACCUCUGAGGUUGUAGGAGCAUUUUUCUGUAAAAUAUUGUUUAUGAAUGUAUCAUCGUGGUGUUGUUUUCCAAAGUUUGCCUAUUUGACAUUCUUUUUUUGUUGUUUUGGUUUUGACUUUUGGAGUCCUAAGUUUGUACGAAUUCUGAAGAAAUUUAGUGAGGUUUUUUGUUUUGUUUGAGCCUGUAAUAAAGGCCAUAUAGGAGUUGAAUAUAAUGCUUAGGUUAAUUUGUGCUUGCUUGAGUUUUGGAGAGAGGGCAUAGUCCACAACAUUGUAAACUGGCUAUACCAUAUCUUUAUAGUGGAAAUAUGUCUUCAUUUUGGUGUGAUGUGUUCA